GACGAAAAGCGGAUUUCCUUCCUGAAAAUUCCCCCCCCCCUCCUUUUUUUUCCUCUUCGAAGACCUUCAACAAUGCGUUUAACUUCGAAACGAAGGCUCUAUCAUUUCACGAAAACGAGACUCUCUCGUCUGAAAUCAGCCUCCUUUUGUACAUCGGCUGAAAACGACGCCGCAGCCGAGGAAAUCGCCGCUAUCCUCGAAAAAAAGGACUGGAAACGCCUUCUGGAAACAACAUCAGAAUUGGAAAACAAGCUAAACCCUGAAACGGUUCACUCGAUUCUUCACCAAAGCUCGGUUCGUGAUCCCAAGCGCCUCUUUAAUUUCUUUAACUGGGCAAUUCACCAAGUCCCCAACCCUCAAAAUUUGGAUUCUUUUUCAUUUCUAGCGAUUAUUUUAUGUAAUUCAAAGCUGUUUCGUGAUGCCAAUAUGGUUUUAGACAAAAUGGUUCAGACCAGGAGGCCUGUUCAGGCCGUUUUGGCUUCAAUUAUUAGGUGUUAUAAGGAGUAUAAAGGGAAUGAUGCAGGGGUUUUUGAGAUUUUGAUUGAUUGUUAUAAAAAAGUGGGUUCUUGGAAUAAUGCUGUUUACGUUUUUUUGGGUGCUAAAGAAGGUGGGUUUUUGCCUGGUUUGGUUUGUUGUAAUAAUUUUUUGGGUGAUUUGGUUAAGUUUAAUAAGUUGGAUUUGUUUUGGAAGGUUUUUGACGGGAUGGUAGAUGCUAAACUGGUUCCUGAUGUUUAUACUUUUACUAACGUGAUUAAUGCUCAUUGUCGAGUUGGGGAUAUUGAGAAGGCAAAAAGGGUGAUACUUGAGAUGGAGGAGAAGGGAUGUACUCCUGGUUUGGUUACUUAUAAUGUUAUGAUUGGUGGAUUGUGUAGAGCUGGUGUUGUUGAUGAAGCAUUGAAGUUAAAGAAGUCCAUGGCUGAAAAGGGUUUUGCUCCCGAUGCUUAUACUUACAAUACGCUUAUUGAUGGGUUUUGUAGGGAAAAGAGAUUCAGUGAAGCAAAAUUGAUGAUGACAGAAAUGCGCCGUGCAGGUUUAAAUCCUAACCAUUUUGCUUACACAGCUUUGAUUGAUGGGCUCAUGAAACAAGGGAAUGUUGUGGAGGGUUUCCGAGUCAAGGAUGAGAUGGUUGCUCGUGGAAUUAAAUUGAACGUGUUCACAUAUAAUGCGCUCAUUAGUGGUGUCUGUAAGGCUGGCGACUUAGAGAAGGCAAAAGCUCUGUUCAAUGAGAUGGUUUGGAUUGGCGCUGAACCUGAUGCACAAACGUUUAGUAUUUUGAUUGAGAGUUAUUCUCGAGCAAAAAAAAUUGAUAAGGCGUAUGAACUGCUUAAUGAGAUGAAGAGGAGCAACUUGACACCCACAUUGUACACUUAUAGUGGGAUAAUUAAUGGCCUAUGCCAUUGUGGAGAUCUUGAACGGGCUAAUCAUGUUUUGGAUGCAAUGGUUGAGGGAGGGUUGAAGCCCAAUCUUGUUAUCUAUACAAAUCUGAUCAAAGGUCAUAUCCAGAAAAGUAGAUUUGAAGAAGCAAGAAGGAUUCUAGACAGAAUGAUGGAGAAAGGGGUACUGCCUGAUGUCAUUUGUUGCAAUACUCUUAUAAGUGGCUUAUGUAAGGCCCAAAAGAUGGAUGAAGCAAGGAGUUGCUUAGUUGAAAUGGUUGACAGGGGAUUGAAGCCAAAUGCACAUACCUAUGGGGCUUUCAUCCAUGGAUAUGCUAAGGCAGGGGAAAUUGAGGCUGUAGAAAGGUGUUUUAAAGAGAUGCAAAAUUAUGGUAUAGCUCCUAAUAAUGUUAUUUAUUCUGAAUUGAUUAACAGCCACUGCAAGGCGGGAAAUGUAACGGAGGCUCUUUCCACAUUAAGGUGCAUGUCUGAACAAGGCGUGGUCCCUGAUGUGAAGACUUACACUGUCCUCAUCCAUGGCCUUGCAACAAAUGGCAGAAUUAAUGAUGCGAGGGAUGUUUUCUCUCAACUUCAUGGCAAGGGUAUAGUGCCUGAUGUUUUCACUUAUACUUCUCUCAUUUCUGGCUUUUGUAAGCUGGGUGAUAUGAAGGCAGCUCUCAAUCUUUAUAAAGAGAUGUGCCAGAAAAGCAUUGCUCCAAACAUUGUUACGUAUAACACGUUGAUUGGUGGUCUGUGUAAGGCAGGUAACAUUGAGAAAGCUAGGAAGGUGUUUAAUGAAAUCUCACAGAAAGCCUUGGCACCUAAUACCAAGAGUUAUACUAUGAUUAUAGAUGGAUAUUGCAAAUCUGGAAAUUUAACUCAGGCAUUUCAGUUACUGGACGAAAUGCCCUCAAGGGGUGUUCCACCAGAUAGUUUUGCUUAUUGUGCCCUUGUUGAUGGAUGCUGUAAAGAAGGAAAAUUGGAGAAGGCUCUCUCUUUAUUUUAUGAAAUGGUGAGGAAGGGCUUUGCUUCCACGACUGCUUUCAAUGCAUUGAUUGAUGGAUUGUGCAAGUCAGGGAAACCGAAUGAUGCUAAUGGGCUGUUAGAAGACAUGGUUGAUAAGUGUAUCACACCAAAUCAUAUAACCUACACAAUCCUGAUUGAUCAUCACUGCAAGGCAGGAGAGAUGAAAGAAGCUGAAAAUCUCUUUCUGGAAAUGCAAAGGAGGAAUCUGGUUCCAAAUACUGUAACUUACACCUUGCUUUUACAUGGUUACGACAGAUUAGGGAGGAGAGCUGAGAUGUUUGCUCUUUUUGAGAGGAUGGCAGCAAAUGCGGUCGAACCUGAUGAAAUAAUCUAUGGUCUUAUGACUAAUGCACACUUGAAAGAAAAUAAUUUGAUUGGAAACUUGAAGCUGUUGGAUGAAAUAUUAGUGAAGGAUGUUGUCUUGGAUCAAAAAUGGUCUUCUCUGCUGCUGGAUGCAGUAUGCAAAAGAGAGGAAUUUUCUGAAGUUGUAAAGUUUCUUGAUGAAAUGGCAGAGCAAGGACUGAGGCUCAGUCCUGUUACAUGUCACAAGCUAGUUCGAAGUUUUCAUGAUAAAGGAAGUCUGGAGAAAGCAGAACAAGUUCUGGAGAGUUUGGUCCAGUUUGGAUGGGUUCCAAACUCCACCAGUGUACAUAGUAUAAACCAUAAAGAUCAUGAUGAUGCAAACUCUGAGAGUCCUGGCAAUUUCUCAAAGCAAGUGACAUUUGGGGUUGCUUGUUAGGUGUAAGCAUAGUUACGGGAGAAGCAAACUAGACCAACUGUUCUUUUUUUCCCUUCCCAGUUAAAAUUCACGGAAUCAACAAUGGAAGCUGGUUUGUGCUGGUGCUACAGUAUACUAACCUUUCGCAGGGCUUAGAAAUUAAGGGGUAUGCGAAACUUCUGGUUUUAACAAUUUGCAGCCAUUUGGAAACUAGUCGUUGUGGAUACUUCCUAUCAAAAUGGAAGGUUCAGCACCCCCAGAAAUGCUUACAUGUUUAUUUUGAAUAAGCUUUGUAGGCGUGAAUACAAGCUUUUGUUACAUUGUUUGCCGCUCAAAGGUACUAUCUGUGUGUGUCUGUUAAGAGCGCCAAGACCUCAUUAUCAUCAAUGCCUGAUGCUGAUGCAAGCUGAAGCGCAGUGUUACCUUCUCCAUCUACAGCAUGCGGGUCUGCUCCCCUGCAAUUGUGGAACUGGGUGAGUUGCCUUCACAGCACUGGGAAAAAUAACUAGCGUAAACAAAGUUAUGGAUACAUAUUCCAGAAAUGAUGAAAAAGAGGGCAGAAGAACAUUUUUCAUCCUCAACCUCUCAAGAUGGCCUUGUAUUGAUAGUGUGUGCAGCAACAAGCUUUUCCAUGACCUACACGCAAAUGCUUUUUCCUCUUCUUUUGAAAUAAAAUCCUUUUCCUUUAUUCUAGUUUUGGAGGAAGGAUGGAUCUUAUCAAUGUACAUUUUCCACUAAAAGAGAACAAAAAAUCAUUUCAGACGUUUUCACGUAUCCUACCGAGGAGGUGGAUUGUUAUCUAUCAAAUUCAAACAUGGGAGUU
Molecule: messenger RNA, 3940 nt
Organism: Theobroma cacao (cacao)
Lineage: Eukaryota; Viridiplantae; Streptophyta; Magnoliopsida; Malvales; Malvaceae
Product: Pentatricopeptide repeat (PPR) superfamily protein
Molecular function (GO): protein binding; mRNA binding
Source: RefSeq, a predicted model, not a curated record